AUUUAUCUCCCUUCGCUGGUCAAGCGGAAGUUAGUAUUUUCUGCCAAAAAAGUCCACUGUCUUUCUGCAGUCUGUCAUAAACCGUAUUUUACACCGUAAACUGUGUAAAUGGCAUGAUAUGUGAGGGAGGAUGGGUUACGAGGUGAACAGAUUUGAGGGUGAUGUUGAUGAGGAACUGAUAUGUCCAAUAUGUAGUGGAGUUCUUGAGGAACCAUUGCAGGCCCCAGCAUGUGAACAUGCAUUCUGUGCAUCUUGUAUUCAAGAGUGGUUGACGAGACAACCCACCUGUCCAGUAGACAGGAAUCCUAUCACACCCAACCAGCUUAAACCGGUUCCUCGAAUUCUACGUAAUCUUCUGUCCCGCCUCCACAUUACAUGCGAUAACGCAGGAUAUGGUUGUACGGUGGUUGUGAAACUCGACAUGUUACCCAAUCAUCUAAAUGAGUGUGAGUUUAAUCCAAAGAAACCAGUCCACUGUGACCUGGGUUGUGGACUGGUUGUACCAAAAGAUGAACUCAAGGACCAUAACUGUGUGCGAGAGUUACGCAACCUUGUCAAUCAGCAGACACAGAAAAUGGCAGAGAUGCAGACGGAAAUAGCUGAACAUAAACUUCAAAUAAAUGAGCAGAAACGGGAACUUCAACUCUUAAAGGAAUAUAUGCGCUCUAUGAGGGUAUCCAAUCCUAGGAUGAGAGAAAUUCAGACAGAAAUGGAACAGUCUGACAUUGUUAGAUGGACAAACAGUUUACAAACUGCUCGGGUAACUAGAUGGGGUGGAAUGAUAUCCACUCCCGAUGCUGUGCUUCAGGCUGUGAUAAAACGAUCUCUGAUAGAUAGUGGAUGUCCAUCUCAUAUAGUGAAUGAGCUCAUGGAAAAUGCACACGAACGACGUUGGCCAGCGGGUCUAGCUACGUUAGAAACAAGACAGAUUAAUAGACGACAGUAUGAAAAUUAUGUCACCAAAAGAAUACCGGGUAAACAAGCAGUGGUUGUGACAAGUAUAGAGAAUCAACAUAUGCCAGAAGAUCUGAUCAUGGAACCAGGACUUGUUAUGAUCUUUGCUCAUGGAGUUGAAUAACUAAACUCCUGUAAUAGGACCAAAGCUCAUAUAAUCCCAGCAAGCAUCAACAGAAUACAUAAUCAGCAUCAUGGAACAUCCUACAUCCUACAUCAGUGGUGAGAUAUCAUACUUGCAUCUGUGUAAAACAUGAUAAUACAAAACAUGCCUUCAUUGUGGGAGUAUAUGCCAAAAAGGAAAAUUCCACACACAUACAGAGAUUAGAUAGGACUCCAGCUCCACAAAGAUGACCACAGGAUUUUCUAAGUUGAAGACAAUCUGUUGCAGUUGUGCUGUAUUCCUAGAGUGCAAGAAGUUAUUCAGUUUUAUAUAUUAUUCACCAUUAAAAAUGAGGGUUAAGCUUUGAAUAAGAUUGCUUACUUCCAGUUGUAAGUAUCUUUGAUGAUAAAAAUUCAUUUCUCUUAGGAGUAAGUUCCAAAGAUAAAUUGCUGUUUUUCUGUAAUACAUUACUAUUUUUAGAAGUGUAAUAGUCUGAAUCAAAAUGUUAUUCUAGACAGUGGGAAUUUACCCAUUAAGGAGAUUUUAUAUUUAUAUAAUAGGCAUGACUACUUGACUCCUGAUAUAAGUCGCCGGUCAAUAGCUUGUGCUAUUGGCUGGUUUAUAGUUCAACAGUAAAUUUUGCUGGGUUGAAGUCAAAACUUGAAAGAAAAAAAAAUGAAAAUUUAUUUCUGAUGUCAUGUAAUAAAACACUUAUUGAAUGGUCUCCUGGUCAGUAGUCAAGAUAGUUUACCCUUAGACAAGAGGCGAUAGUUUUGACUAUUGACCAGGAAGCCAUUCAGUAAGUGUAUACUAAUGCAGUUGUUAUAUAUUACACUGUCUGUACUUUCUGCUCAACCUGCUCUUCAACAUUUUCAUAGUGAUGAAAAUGACUUUGUGCAAAGGAUUGGUAUGCUUCAGACAUCAUGUCUAGUAAUCUCCCUUUAUUAUACCCAUUUCUUAUUGACAAGAGUUAUCUUUCUUUUGAAUGAUGGCUUCCUUAGAUUAUAGCUGAAAAAGAACAUUGCAUCCUUACAUUUACAGUAUAUUUGAAAGUGAUAUAUGUAAAUGAGCCGUGCCAUGAGAAAACCAACAUAGUGCGUUUGUGACCAGCAUGGAUCCAGACCAGCCUGCACAUCCACACAGUCUGGUCAGGAUUCAUGCUGUUCGCUUUCAAAGCCUGUUGCGAUUAGAGAUACUGUUAGCUAACAGUAUGGAUCCUGACCAGACUGCCCGGAUGUGCAGGCUGGUCUGGAUCCAUGCUGGCUGCGAAUGCACUAUGUUGUUUUUCUCAUGGUGCAGCUGUUUGAUGUAACUUCUGAGUAGCGCACAUAGUGUCCAGAAAAACUACUUUGCAUACAAUUUAAAAAAAAAAUCUUUUUUAUACAUGUACAUGUAUAUAAAUGUAUAUGAGACACAUUUUAGAAAUCCUUUUGUUUAUAUAGGCUGGAUACAUGCAGACCUCUUGUAUUCAGAUGUUAUGUUUUGCAAUGGAAAGAACAAAUUUAUUUACUUUUGUGAUAUUAUUUCUCUGCUUUUUCUAACAUAAAGCUUUGAGUAAAGAUUAUGUUUGCAAGAGUUGAGAAAUGAUUCAGUGCAGGAAAUAGACAGCAUAUUAUUUUCUUUGUAGCUACAUAAACCAUGUAUAAAAGAAGCACUAUGCUAUUAGCUUCUGUUUGAUAUUCAUAAUUCAGAAAAAUAGUUGCAUUGCCUGUUUCAAGAAAUGUCACUUUGAGAAUCACCUUUUAGUGAUGUUGGGUAUGUGUAAAAUUUUAAGAUAAGUGUGCAAACUAUUUUUAUAAAUUCCAGAAACAUUCAGAUUUUUUUUUCAAAGUAGAUUGUACAUAUAUAUGGAAUAUACUGUGUUGUUUUGUUUUAAAUUUCCAGAAAUAGUCUGUUGUAAGCAUAUAAUUUGUGCAUUUUUUGUGUGUCCAAGGUUAAAAAAGCUGAGUUAGGAGACCAGUCUUAUAUUGCAAUGUUGUCAAUGGUUUAUUUCAAGACUUAGCUAACAAACAACCAGUUAAAUGCUGAAAUAUUGAUAAUGGUCUCAAACUUAAGGAUCUGGAGGCCUGAUAUGAGAAAGUUAGUAACAUGCUUUUUAAAUAGGUACCGACUCUGUAUUAUUUUGAUACAUGAUCAUGUUUUUGUUUCUGGUUUGUUUUUGUUCUCAUCCCAAUCAUGCUAACAAUUUUUGUCAUAUUUAAUGUUUUAAGUGUAUAUUCUGUUUAAAACUUGUGUGUAAAUGAUGUGAGUUUUUUUUGUAUGCUGUAUGAUAUAAAUAAUAACUAAACCUAGUGCUUGAUAAAAAAUGAAUUUUUUUAUACAGGGUUUCAGUGUUUUGACUUGGAUGAUUUAUUUCUUAAAUACGUUGUAUUUUUUCUCCUGAGAAGUGGGGAGAUACAUAAAUUUUACAUUGUCUUUUAUUUUUUGUCAGUCUGCAAAAAAACUUUGUCCAGACUUCACCUCUGGAAGUUUUGGUGCGAUUUCAACCAAACUUUGUAGGGAUGCUCAGUACCAUGUUUUUAUGCCCCUGCCAUGUCUGUCCAUUUGUUCGAGAUUUAACCAUUUCACCUAUAGCCCACAUUAAAGGCACUCACCUCCAGAUUUAGGCUAAAAAUGAUCUUUCUUUGAAAUUGAAGUUUGGUCAUAUUAUUUGAUAGGAGUUUUUGUUUCUAAACUAUUUAAAAAAAUGCCAAAUCAAGAAAUAAAAGAUGCCCACGUGUUGAAUCAAACUUUCUGCUGUCUCUACUAAUACCACCACGAAGAAUUAUGUUUUCAACAUGCAUUAACUAUAGAUAUUUAUAAUUAAGACACUUUACCUUCUAGAAAAGCGUUGCAAACUCUUUUCAAUUUUCAUUGUAAAAUGUAGUAAAACCAAUUAAAUCUCAUGUGUUUCCAUAACAUACAGUUUGUCAGUAAUUAAGUUUCAAAGCUUU
Messenger RNA from Mercenaria mercenaria, 3990 nucleotides. Its product is annotated as E3 ubiquitin-protein ligase NRDP1-like. The transcript is spliced from 8 exons. Gene Ontology annotation, cellular component: plasma membrane signaling receptor complex. NCBI's taxonomy places the organism in Eukaryota, Metazoa, Mollusca, Bivalvia, Venerida, Veneridae. The record is from RefSeq and is a predicted model, not a curated record. The coding region runs from base 131 to 1078 and encodes 315 amino acids. Gene Ontology annotation, molecular function: ubiquitin protein ligase activity. Gene Ontology annotation, biological process: regulation of canonical NF-kappaB signal transduction; positive regulation of JNK cascade; protein K63-linked ubiquitination.